Messenger RNA from Lactuca virosa, 1326 nucleotides. The record is from the annotation of a GenBank genome assembly. NCBI's taxonomy places the organism in Eukaryota, Viridiplantae, Streptophyta, Magnoliopsida, Asterales, Asteraceae.
AAAUUAAAGUGAUCUUCCAAAAACUAGGGUUUUAGAAAUAUUUGGGUCCGGUGGAGGUUGGAGGGGUUCAAGCAGCAAACUGAUAGAAGAGGAAUAUGACGACUAGAAUAGCUCCUGGUGUAGGGGCGAACUUGCUAGGUCAACACUCGGCGGAGAGGAACCAAGACGCCACUGCGUACGUCGGCAACCUUGACCCUCAGGCAACAGAAGAGCUAUUAUGGGAGCUAUUUGUUCAAGCUGGUCCAGUUGUCAACGUGUAUGUUCCUAAAGAUAGAGUAACUAAUCUCCACCAAGGCUAUGGCUUUGUAGAGUUCAGAAGUGAAGAAGAUGCUGAUUAUGCAAUAAAAGUUCUAAACAUGAUCAAGCUGUAUGGGAAGCCAAUACGAGUGAAUAAGGCAUCACAAGAUAAGAAGAGCUUGGAUGUAGGAGCUAACCUUUUUGUUGGAAACCUGGAUCCUGAUGUAGAUGAAAAACUUCUUUAUGAUACUUUCAGUGCUUUUGGAGUCAUUGUUACAAACCCCAAGAUCAUGAGAGAUCCUGAGACAGGGAAUUCUCGUGGAUUUGGAUUCAUUAGCUAUGAUUCUUUUGAGGCUUCAGACGCAGCUAUCGAGUCAAUGAAUGGACAAUAUCUAUGCAAUCGUCAGAUAACAGUGUCAUAUGCUUACAAGAAAGACACAAAAGGAGAGCGCCAUGGUACCCCUGCAGAGAGGACACUGGCAAGCAGUAAUCCAACAACCCAAAAAAGUAGGCCCCACACAUUGUUUGCAAGUGGACCUCCGACACUUGUUCAACCAACCGGUGGAGCUCCGGUUCCUCCACGCCCGUUUGUCAACGGAGCGGUUCCUCCGGUCACAACUAUUCCGGCCAUCCGCCCCCUACCACCACCUGCACAGCUCUACCAACCCAUGCAAAUGUCUGUUCCACCACCACAAUGGCAGCAGCAGAUGGGCCAGCCUCCUCAAGGCAUGCCACCACAACACCUCCAACAGUUCAGGCCGCCGCCCCCACCUACUAUGUCACAACAACCUUCAAACAUGCCUCAGCAGUUCAGGCCGCCUCCACCGCCAGCAGGUAUGUCCGGUCAGCAAAUGUGGAGGGCACCACCGCCUCCUCAACAGCUCACCGGAGGCCAUGGUCACCCUCCUAUGAUGCAGAUGUCAAUGCCGCCACCACCACCCAAUGCACAACAGCCACCUCCUCCCUCUGGUUGAAACUUGUAUACUAAAAUGUCAGAUUUUUUUAGACUCAGAGGGAUUUGUUUUUUGUUUGGUUCUUGUAUGUUAUCAUAUUAUAUUUUGUUACUAUUUUAAGUUCCAAAGGUUUUAG